Messenger RNA from Yarrowia lipolytica CLIB122, 690 nucleotides. RefSeq lists its product as uncharacterized. Lineage: Eukaryota; Fungi; Ascomycota; Dipodascomycetes; Dipodascales. The record is from RefSeq and is a predicted model, not a curated record.
AUGGCCAUCACCCUCUACACUUUUCCCACUCCCAACGGACACAAGAUAUCCAUCGCUCUGGAGCUGCUUGGACUGCCCUACAAAGUCGAGACUGUGGACAUCAAGAAUGGUGAACAACACACUCCCGAGUUUCGAAAGGUGUCGCUCAAUGGAAGAAUCCCUGCAAUCACGGAUACCGAGGGGCCUGGUACUGAUUCAGGAGAACCCUUUGCUCUGUUCGAGUCAGGAGCCAUUCUCCAGUAUCUGGCUGAAAAGUACGACAAGAAGCAAAAAAUUUCGUAUCCCCAGGGAUCUGUGGAGUACUUCAAGACUCUGGAAUGGCUCUUCUUCCAAAACGCAGGCGUCGGACCUAUGCAGGGCCAGGCAAACCAUUUCCGAUUCGCCGCUCCUGAGAAGAUUGAAUACGGAGUGACCCGAUACACUAAUGAGACCAAAAGACUCUACGGAGUUCUUAACACCCGACUGGAGCGGAACGGAACCGGUUUCCUGGUUGGAGAUCACAUCUCUAUCGCGGAUAUCUCUCUUGUGGGUUGGGUCCAGCGAUCUGGCCCUCUGGAGAUUGAUCUUGCUGGUGACUUCCCGCUUCUCGAAAAGUGGCUCAACAAGCUCAUCUCCAUUCCCGAGGUGAAAAAAGGCUUCAACGUUCCCAUUGAGUAUGCACACUACACAGAAUCUCAGAAACAGUUGUAA